CCCUUUGUGCGACCGCCCGCGGACAUCGGGACCAUGUGGGUGAAUCCCGAGGAGGUGCUGCUGGCCAACGCGCUGUGGAUCACCGAGCGAGCCAACCCCUACUUCAUCCUGCAGCGGAGGAAGGGCCACGCCGGCGACGGUGGCGGCGGCGGCGGACUGGCGGGCCUCCUGGUGGGCACCCUUGAUGUAGUAUUGGACUCCAGUGCCCGGGUUGCUCCUUACCGAAUCCUUUACCAGACUCCAGACUCUCUGGUCUAUUGGACCAUUGCCUGUGGUGGUUCCAGGAAGGAAAUUACUGAACAUUGGGAAUGGCUUGAGCAGAAUCUCCUGCAAACGCUCUCCAUCUUCGAGAAUGAGAAUGACAUCACCACGUUCGUGAGAGGAAAGAUACAGGGCAUCAUUGCAGAGUAUAACAAAAUCAAUGAUGUGAAAGAAGACGACGACACCGAGAAGUUUAAAGAAGCCAUCGUCAAGUUCCAUAGGCUGUUUGGGAUGCCUGAAGAAGAGAAACUGGUCAACUACUACUCUUGCAGCUACUGGAAGGGGAAGGUCCCCCGGCAGGGUUGGAUGUACCUCAGUAUUAACCACCUGUGCUUUUCCUCCUUCCUCAUGGGGAGAGAAGCCAAGCUGGUGAUCCGGUGGGUGGACAUCACUCAGCUGGAGAAGAACGCCACGCUGCUCCUGCCUGACGUGAUCAAAGUGAGCACACGGUCCAGCGAGCAUUUCUUCUCUGUGUUCCUCAACAUCAAUGAGACUUUCAAGCUAAUGGAACAGCUUGCCAACAUAGCCAUGAGGCAGCUCUUGGACAACGAAGGCUUUGAACAAGACAGGUCCCUGCCCAAACUCAAGAAGAAAUCUCCCAAAAAAGUAUCUGCUCUGAAACGUGAUCUCGAUGCCAGGGCGAAGAGUGAGAGAUACCGUGCCCUUUUCCGGUUGCCCAAAGAUGAAAAGCUAGAUGGCCACACAGACUGCACCCUCUGGACUCCGUUUAACAAAAUGCAUAUUCUGGGACAGAUGUUUGUCUCAACAAAUUACAUCUGCUUUACCAGCAAGGAGGAAAACUUAUGUAGCCUCAUAAUCCCACUCCGGGAAGUGACAAUUGUGGAGAAGGCCGACAGCUCCAGUGUGCUCCCCAGCCCUCUGUCCAUCAGCACAAGGAAUAGGAUGACCUUCCUGUUUGCCAAUUUGAAAGACAGAGACUUCCUGGUACAGAGGAUCUCAGAUUUCCUGCAGCAGACAACUUCUAAAAUAUACUCAGACAAAGAGUUUGCGGGAAGCUACAACAGUUCAGAUGAUGAGGUGUACUCCCGGCCCAGCAGCCUUGUGUCCUCCAGCCCUCAGAGAAGCACGAGCUCCGAUGCUGAUGGAGAACGCCCUUUCAACCUCAAUGGCAACAGCAUCCCCACAGCCACACAGACCCUGAUGACCAUGUACCGGCGGCGCUCUCCUGAGGAAUUCAACCCGAAAUUGGCCAAAGAGUUUUUGAAAGAGCAAGCCUGGAAGAUUCACUUUGCUGAGUAUGGUCAGGGAAUCUGCAUGUACCGCACAGAGAAGACGCGGGAGCUGGUGUUGAAGGGGAUCCCAGAGAGCAUGCGUGGGGAGCUCUGGCUGCUGCUCUCAGGGGCCAUCAAUGAAAAAGCCACACACCCCGGCUACUAUGAAGACCUUGUGGAGAAGUCCAUGGGGAAAUACAAUCUUGCUACUGAGGAGAUUGAAAGGGACUUACAUCGCUCACUUCCAGAACAUCCAGCUUUCCAGAAUGAAAUGGGCAUCGCAGCUCUGAGGAGAGUCUUAACAGCUUAUGCUUUUCGAAAUCCCAACAUAGGGUAUUGCCAGGCCAUGAACAUUGUCACUUCAGUGCUGCUUCUUUAUGCCAAAGAGGAAGAGGCGUUCUGGCUACUUGUGGCCUUGUGUGAGCGCAUGCUUCCCGAUUACUACAACACCAGAGUUGUUGGUGCCCUGGUAGACCAAGGGGUCUUUGAAGAGCUGGCACGAGACUAUGUCCCGCAGCUGUAUGACUGCAUGCAAGACCUGGGUGUGAUUUCUACCAUUUCCCUGUCUUGGUUCCUCACACUGUUUCUCAGUGUGAUGCCCUUUGAGAGUGCAGUGGUGGUUGUGGACUGUUUCUUCUAUGAAGGAAUCAAAGUGAUAUUUCAGUUGGCCCUUGCUGUGCUGGAUGCCAAUGUGGAUAAACUACUAAACUGCAAGGAUGAUGGGGAGGCCAUGACUGUGUUGGGAAGGUACUUAGACAGUGUGACCAACAAAGACAGCACACUGCCGCCCAUCCCGCACCUCCACUCCCUGCUCAGUGACGAUGUGGAGCCAUACCCUGCGGUAGACAUCUUCAGACUCAUAGGAACUUCCUACGAGAAAUUUGGAACUAUCCGGGCAGACUUGAUUGAGCAGAUGAGAUUCAAGCAGAGGCUGAAAGUGAUCCAGACUCUGGAGGAUACCACCAAACGCAAUGUGGUCCGAACUAUCGUGACAGAAACUUCCUUUACCAUUGAUGAGCUGGAAGAACUUUAUGCUCUUUUCAAGGCUGAACAUCUGACCAGUUGCUACUGGGGCGGCAGCAGCAACGCGCUGGACCGACAUGACCCCAGCCUGCCUUACCUGGAGCAGUACCGCAUUGACUUUGAGCAGUUCAAGGGCAUGUUUGCACUUCUCUUUCCCUGGGCAUGUGGCACUCACUCGGAUGUGCUGGCCUCCCGCUUGUUCCAAUUAUUAGAUGAGAACGGGGACUCCCUGAUUAACUUCCGAGAGUUCAUCUCUGGACUGAGUGCUGCCUGCCAUGGGGAUCUCACAGAGAAACUCAAACUCCUGUAUAAAAUGCACGUCUUGCCUGAGCCAUCCUCUGAUCAAGAUGAGCCCGAUUCUGCUUUUGAAGCAACUCAGUACUUCUUUGAAGAUAUUACCCCAGAAUGUACACAUGUUGUUGGGUUGGACAGCAGAGGCAAACAGAGUGCAGAUGAAGGCUUUGUCGCCGUGAGUCUGGGUCUGAAGCGGGACAAAGGUACAGGGAAGAGGACAAAUUCUCAAGAAAAUCGUAAUUAUCUGAGACUCUGGACUCCAGAAAAUAAGUCUAAAUCAAAGAAUGCAAAGGAUUUACCCAAGCUGAAUCAGGGGCAGUUUAUCGAGCUGUGUAAGACCAUGUACAACAUGUUCAGUGAGGACCCCAAUGAGCAGGAGCUGUACCACGCUACAGCAGCAGUGACCAGCCUCCUGCUGGAGAUUGGAGAGGUGGGCAAGCUCUUCAUCACGCAGCCUGCCAAGGAGGGUGGGGGCGCUGGCAGCGGGCCACCCUGCAGCCAGGCCAUUCCAGGCAUGCUCAUCCCCAAGAAGGGACCUAGCCAGCCCUACAUGGUAGAGUCCAUGGAAUCGCUUCCACCUAACCUGGCACCGGACAGUGAGGAGCACUCCCUGGGAGGGCAGAUGGAGGACAUUAAGCUGGAGGACUCCUCACCCAGGGACAAUGGAGCCUGCUCCUCCAUGCUGAUCUCCGACGAUGAUACCAAGGAUGACAGCUCCAUGUCAUCCUAUUCGGUGCUGAGUGCCGGCUCUCAUGAGGAGGACAAGCUGCACUGUGAAGACAUUGGCGAGGACACAGUCCUGGUGCGUAGUGGUCAGGGCACAACAACCCUCCCCCGGAGCACCAGCCUGGACCGAGACUGGGCCAUCACCUUUGAGCAGUUCCUGGCCUCACUCUUGACUGAGCCCGCUCUGGUGAAGUACUUUGACAAGCCCGUGUGCAUGAUGGCCAGAGUCAAUAGUGCAAAGAACAUCCGCAUGAUGGGCAAGCCCCUCACUUCAGCCAGUGACUAUGAAAUCUCUGCCCUGUCGGGCUGAUGCAAAUGGCUACUUCCCUAGGGAUGGGCAGGAAGAGGGAGCUUUUUUAUGUUCUGUGUUGGGGGUUUCCUUUCUCUCAAAUAUUUAUUAGUACCUGGCUGGAAGCCUAGUGUUUUCAUAAUGUAAUAGAAUGAAGACAGUUGAGAAAUAGUUAAACACCUCAAUGUAAGGCACUGCAUACUCUGCCUUGGGGGAGGGGACUAUCAGAAUCCACUUUAUUCAGUGAACCCCUCCCCCAGAAGACCAAUCUGUCAGUGAUAUGUGUGUAUUAUAACUUAUUACUCUUGCUGUUGAGCUGUAUCCAUGGUUUAAAAAUAGUGCUAUUUAGUACUAAGUAAGUAAGCCGUCCUCUAUGUAUUUGGGCUUCUAAAUAAACUUAGAGAUGGGAGGAAAAUAGAAUUUCUCAAACAUGAGACUGUUUUUAGAAGGAAAGGGAAAUGUUGGUUGGGGUAAAUCCUGUACCACUUUAGCAAGUAUUAAAAUAUUUUUUAAGAUUUGAAAUAUAUUUCGUAAAAGUCCUCUAUUCAGAAAUCAUACACCUAUCCCCCUCUAGGAAAAAAAACAUUUGAGUUCUAAACAGUUAUGAAAGUGUAAAUGAGUUUUUCACAAAGCUAGGAUGACAUAUUUGAUCAAUUUGGACAGAUGUCAUACAAUUUUGCAUCAAUAACUUGUCUUGAUUAUGUCAGAUGGCCAGAAAAAAAAAAGUGAUGGAUCUGAGCAUCUGAAUGGGUCAGCAAAAAGAACGAGGACUUAGGAUUAGCUUUGUGCUUUGACUUUGUUUUUAAGGAGUGAAAGUUCUGAGGUUUUUCGUACUGAGUUUUCAGAUGCUUGCUACUCACUAAGUAAAGGAAAAACAUGAAACAAUAAACUUGACCAUUUCCACACUCUCCUUACAGCCAAGAAAUUACACCGUGUGUCACAUUCAGCCAUCUUCCCAUUAAGUCAGUGUGGAUAUGAUGUAAAUGGCAAAGGAAUUCUGCAAGAUAGCAUAUCUAGAUGUUUUAAAACAGAACUUGUCACUUUAUAUGAGAGCAGAAUGCUCUCGCUCCUGAGUGGACGUGGGGAUGAAAGUUGGCACACCUGCACUUUGAACCUUGCUUCUGUUUUGUUACUGCUAUGCUUCUGUUUAUUAUAGCCCUGGGAGACCUUCUCUUCGUCGUUGGAGUCAUAAUCAUGUUCACAUUUCCUUUGCGGCAAUAUUACUUUCCAUACAUUCCCUUAUUUUAUUCUACAUUAUGUCCUUAUUGUAGUGGUUGCAACUGUAAUUUUUUUUAUUUUAUUUACAGGAUGAUUUUCAAAUUGUCAAAUGAAGUAGUGUUAACCCCAAGUAGGAUAAAUGUGAACAAAUAAAAUACUUCAGCUAUGGCUUUUUA
Molecule: messenger RNA, 5219 nt
Organism: Nannospalax galili (Upper Galilee mountains blind mole rat)
Lineage: Eukaryota; Metazoa; Chordata; Mammalia; Rodentia; Spalacidae
Gene: Tbc1d9
Product: TBC1 domain family member 9
Exons: 21
Coding region: 34-3846 (1270 amino acids)
Molecular function (GO): calcium ion binding
Source: RefSeq, a predicted model, not a curated record